Messenger RNA from Sporothrix schenckii 1099-18, 2343 nucleotides. RefSeq lists its product as uncharacterized. The record is from RefSeq and is a predicted model, not a curated record. Gene Ontology annotation, molecular function: histone acetyltransferase activity. Lineage: Eukaryota; Fungi; Ascomycota; Sordariomycetes; Ophiostomatales; Ophiostomataceae. Gene Ontology annotation, biological process: transcription initiation at RNA polymerase III promoter. The transcript is spliced from 4 exons. Bases 1 to 2343 code for a protein of 780 amino acids. Gene Ontology annotation, cellular component: transcription factor TFIIIC complex.
AUGAGUGAAGCUAUUGAAGACCUCGCCGGUCCCUCGACAAGGCACCGCCCUCGCCCUUUGGAUCUGGUGCCAAUCGACCUAGAUGCGGUUCCGUUUGCUUCAAACGCGCUAGAUUGGUCAGCGGACGGUGUUCUCGCAGCUGCUACUACUGAUUCGGUGCACAUUUUGACGCCACAGUUCAUAACUGCGAGCGGCAGCCCCAUGCCGAUAUAUGAUGGUUUAGCCAGCGAAGGCAACAGUGACCAGGAUGACGACACGCACGAUCAGGGUGAUAGCCAGUUUGCAACGGAGACGGGGGCGCGGAAGCAGUUUGGCGGUUCCGGCCGGCGCAUCUUGGUCGGAUAUCCACGUCUCGACCACACCAUCAACCAGCCGCUGUUUCAAGAAUGGGCAGCACAUCAUCCCGGCGAUGACCAAGGCCAAUGGCAGGCAGACGCCCCGAAGAUUAGUGCCGGCUCUGGUUCCAUCAGUGGCAGUGGCAGCACGAUGAAUUCUGUGGUCAGCAUUGCGUGGUCUCCGAGUGGUGUUGGCUACAACGAACGCUGCGUGUUGGGCGUAUUGACUGCGUCGGGGAUGCUGAUCAUAUACGGCGACCCCCUCGAUGGCGGAGAAAAGGACGAUGCCUCGACGAGCAGCGCGGGCAGAGAGUGCCAGGCAACCGCAACAGCUACGACACGUCCCGUUCCUGGCCAGAAAAAACCAGGAGAGUGCAUCACGUCCUUUGCCUGGACCAAUGCCUGCGACGCAAUUGUGGAAAAGACACCGACGCUCGCGGCUGCAUAUCACCGAGCAGAGACGAAGGCACUCCUGGUGUACCAGACGGACAAGAGAGACAUUGUGGUGCUGGAUGUCAGCCAUUCCCGCUACAUUGAUGGCAGGGUGAAAUGGAAAGUUGCCGAGAUGGAGCGCAUAAAAGCAGCCGCGGGGGCGCACUUGACAGGGCAGUGGACGAGACCAGGCGCACCUUCGGUGACAGACUUCAACUUUGUUCCACAUUCUACACCAUUCGGUCUCCACUGCAGUCCGUGGAUGGUUGAAAAGGUACCGCUGGGGCCUGAUCUCCAACCCGAGAGUCUCCUGACCUGCAUCAUCGGGUACACUGCAUUGCACUAUGUCGGAUUCCGGCGACUGUCGCUUGUGUUGCGCCCAGACGUGUCCAGUGGGAGACGGACUAUUUUCAUUGACACCAAUGAUAUCUCGGGUUUCUGCGCCUUUAUGGGCGCAAAUGCCGUCCUCCGGUUCGAAGAUUGCCUCUGGCGUGUGGACGAUGACUUGCAAACGGGCGUUCCUAAGAAGAGGUCCCAGUGCAGAGGUGUCGUCGCAACACCCAUGACUAUCAAGGCGUUCGAGUUCGAGUUUACAGCAUAUGAUCCGAACCUCGUAGCGCAGGCAACUGGUGCACCAGACGCGCAUAUUGUUUUCACAGAAGGCAUAUGUGCAGCAACUGAACCCAGCCAAGCAGAGUGGCACACAAACCCCAUCAGCGGCCUCAUUGUGCACCCCCCAGAUCCGACAAACCACGGGAGCAUGCCUAUGUAUAGCUUUGUGCGCAAAGAUGCAACUUUUACAACGUACGAAUGGCAUGGCACAACGCUUUCCGAACACCACGAACCUCCCGAAUGGUUCGAGAUUAUACAGAAGAAAAGCAAAGGCCUCCAGCACGAAAGUGUCGCCGACUCGGAACAAGAUACGAUGCCCCAAAAUUCGGAGAUAAUUGCUCAAAGCUCACGGAAUCGGUACCAGGUGGGCAUUUGGGGGUUGGCGCAAGCACCCGGCGGCCUGCCAGGGGCGAAAGGCACUACUGCUGUCCUGAUCACGGAACAUUUGAUCGGCAGCAGCCGUACUGGCAGAAGCCGAGGCGAUAGUCAUAUCCUCUUUGGGGCGCAGAAGAAACAGCCACACCAGGGCUCGUCUGCCACGGAACCCGACGAUUCGUUUGUUAACAGAUGCGACCGUCCUGCUACGACCACCGAGGCUACCAUGUGGACCUACAUGUACGGAGGCGGACCAGAGGUAGUGCCGAGAGCAUCAUUUGCUACACGGGAGGGCGUUGAAUUGAACCAAAAAUGCAGCAUUUGCGACGCGGCGAUUAACGAACGGAAUGAAACGUCGACAUGCGCAAAUGGCCACUCUUUUGACAGGUGUACGAGCACGGGGCUGGCCAUCCAGAAGCCUAAUGUGUCAAGGGUGUGUGGUGUAUGCGGACGCAAGACUUUGGUCCCAAGUGCGCUGGAAGAGAUUUUGGAACUCUCGGGAUCCGACCAGACAAACAAGGAAGCAUUGGAAACAUCGUUACAGGAUACGGUAUGUGGCUUCUGCGGAGGCAAGUUUUUCGGAAGAUGA